AUGACUUAAUUAGAUAAGGAGACUUUGAAUUUUUUAAAUCAUAUUAAUAAAUAAGAAAUGAUUAUAAGCUUAAUUUGGUUGUUGAUUAUCACAAGUGUUGUUGGGUUCAGAGAGUAUUUUCGAGAUUAUACUACUGUCUAUGGAUAUGUAAAUGAUUAAUGCCCUGAAUUGCAUGCACUAAAGCCUGAUAUGCAUCCACAUCAAUGUGUUUGUAAGUUUAGAGAAUAUUAUAGCUUACGCUUUGAUUUGUAAGGAUGUCACAGAAGUAAUAGUAAAAACUGAAGUAAAUGGAACUUAACAUUUAUGUCAUCCCAGAUUCUAACUAUGGGGAGCAGGGAGUCCAACAAAAGAUAAUACUACAGUUCAUUGUGGUUUUGAGGGAGGUGAUUAAUUAGUAAUGGAGUUAUAAGCAGAUGGACAUUAUAAAUAUUAUUGUAAAUGUAAGUAUUGUUAAGUAAUAGAUUAGCUAUGACGGAUGAUAAAAAUAAACGAUGUUUGAUAACGGCUCUUUAAUAAGGGCUAUUUAGAUGCCAAUUUUGUAAGCCGCCUUAUUAUGGAAAUGACUGUAAAAAAACAUUAUAUGGUUUUGAUUAAAGGUAUACAAAUCCUCCAAGAUGUAUAAAUUAUAUCUAUUUAAGAAUGUUCUGGAUAUUGUUUGGAAUGUGAAGACAGCACAAGUUGUACUAAAUGUAUUCCUGGCAGAGAUAACCUAAUAUCUAGUGAUAAAACAUGUUCAAUGGGUAAAUUAUACCCUAAUUUUUUUUAGAAUGUUUAGGAUUUACAAGUUGUUCUUUAGUUUCUAAUUAAUAUCAAUAUAGUGGUAUUUGCAUGUAGGGAACUGUUUUAAACUAAGACCGCUGUUUUAGUAAAAUUUUAAUAAUAGCUUAUAGGUUGUCCGGAAGGUUGUCUAAGUUGUACUUAAGAUCAAAUGUACACUUAUAAAAGGUCUUGUGAUGUCUGCGACCCUAAUUAUUUUAGAGAGAAGUUUAGUAGUAAUGAACCGAAUAUGUAUGCAUGUUAUAGAAUAAAUUAUUGUGACAUCUCAAGAUAACUUAAGGUUUCUUUAACAACUCUUCCAGACGGAUUAUAUAUUUAUAAUAUGAGAUGUACUUUAUGCGAUCCAGGAUAUAUUUAUGAUAACAUUAGUGGAUAAUGCUUAUGUAAAACAUAAUUAGGAUAUUGCUUUAGGGCUUCCAAUAGUAAAAUAAAGUUGUUUAUUUUUGGACCCAUCAGGAACUAAUUGUAUAGCUUGUUAUCCUUGGUAUGGAUUACAAUAAAAUGGAACAUGUUAACUUAUAAGUUGUAAUCCAGGUUGUUUUACAUGUUUGGAUACAAAUCCUGAAGUUUGUACUACCUGUGAUGGCUUUAAUAAUAAAAUACUUGAUAACGGUAACUGCAUCUGUAAACCAAAUUAUGGUUUAAAAAAUGAUGUUUGUGAACUGUGCUCUAAUGGUUAUUGUUAAGAGUGUGAAAAAGAAGAUUUCUAUUCAUGUACAUCAUGCACACUUGGAACAAAUAGAAUAUUAGUUGAUAAACAAUGCAUUUGUUAACCUGGAUCAAUUGAACCUGAAGAUGGUGGUUUAAUAUGUACUGGUAAAUUUAUGAUAUUAUAAUUAAGUAUGUGAUUGGUCUUGUUAAACAUGUUCUGGUCCAACAAAUUAUGAAUGUACUUAAUGUCCAGAUGAAAGCAUUACUAAUAGAAUUCAAGUAGGCAAUUCUUGUCCUUGUAAAACUGGAUAUUCAGAUUAUGCAAUCCCAGAAGCAAAAUGUGGAAGUAUUUAUAUCUAAUUACAUAUAUUCAGAAUGCCAUCCAAGAUGUUAAACAUGUUUCUAAGCAGCUGAUGAGACUACAAAUUAAUAUUGUUUAACCUGUAUACCUGGAUAAAAUCGUAUGGUUACGGAUACUUUCAAUUGUGAUUGUAAAGCAAAUUAUGGUGAUUUUGAGGGUACUUCAGAUGUGUGUCUAAGUAUUUUUAUAAGUUAUAUUUAGUCUGUGAUUAUACAUGUGGAAUAUGUAAUGAUUUUGGACCCACACAUUGUACUUAUUGCUUAGAAAGCUCAAAUAGAUAUUUGACAGCUUUAGGGGAAUGCUUAUGUAAAACAUCAUAUUAUGAUGAUGGAACAGAUAAUAUUGAAUGUUCAAGUAAUAUUAAAUAAUAUUAUUAGAAUGUCAUUAUUCAUGUUUAAGAUGUGCCAAUAGUACUGAGUCUAACUCAUGUAUAGAAUGUCCUCCAACUAGAAAACCUAGUGAUUCAUCAGCAAUUUAAUUUGAAUGUCCUUGUUUAUCUUCACAUUAUUUUGAUGAUGGAUUAUCACCAACUUGUAUAGAAUGUGAUGUAUCUUGUUAAACUUGUUUUGGUCCUCUUUCAUCUAAUUGUUUAACAUGUGAUCCGACCUAUAGAUAACUUGAUUUAUCAUCUUGUAUAUGUCCAAUUGGAUAUUAUGAUGUUGGAUAAUUAGAAUGUGCAAGUAAUUCUAUUUAAAAAUAUUAUAAGAAUGUCAUUACUCUUGUUUUUAAUGUUUUGAUAAUACUGCUGAAGGUUGUAUUGCAUGUUCAAUUGAUCUUCAUCUUAGAGUAUUAAAAGGAAAUACUUGCAAAUGUAUUGAUGGAUAUUAUGAAGAAUCAGGAACAGCUAAAUGCAAAAGUAAUUACUUUAAUUAUAUAUCUACUAGAAUGUUCAUAUAAAUGUGAAACUUGUGAGGAUUAACCUGAAAAAUGUUUGAGUUGUCCUUUAAAUUCUUUACGUGUACUUGAUUCAGUUAAAGGUUGCUUUUGUCCAGGAGAGUAUUAUGAUUAAGAAAAUGAAAUAACUUGUCAAAGUAAUAUUAAUUUAUAUAAAAGGAUGUCAUUUCAAAUGCAAAGCUUGUGAUGCAUUUAGUGAAUCAUCAUGUCUGUCAUGCGAUUUAAUAGCAUUUAGAGAACUUAAACUUAAAUAAUGUAAAUGUUAACCACAUUAUUUUGAAAUGGAAGUUUAAGAAUGUGCAAGUAAUCAUUUAACUAAAAAUUAGUUUGCAGUGCUUAUUGCUAUGAAUGUAUUAAUAAUUUUGAUAAUUGUACUUCAUGUUAAGAUGAUAGAUAUUUGGUUGGAAGUACUUGUAAAUGUAGUUCUAAGUUUGAAGGAGCUUAAAUAAGUACAUUUGAAUUUAAUGGAAUGGUUAAAUGUUAAAGUAAAUCUUUAAAUAAUUAUUAGAAUGCCAUUAUUCUUGUGGAACAUGUGGAGGAGUAGAAGAAAAUGAUUGUAUAUCUUGUAUAGACUCUGAUCAAAGGUAUUAAGUAGGUAACACAUGUGUUUGUAAAGAAGGAUAUUUUGAUGCAGGAUUACCUGUUUGUUAAAGUAUUCAUCAAUUUUAUUUAUUAGAAUGUAGUUACAAAUGUAAAGGAUGUAUGAAAUAAUCUGAAAUUUGUAUUUCUUGUUAAGAUAACAGCCUUAGAUAAUUUGUUUCAGGUUUCAAUACAUGUAAAUGUAACUAAAGAUAUUAUGAUGAUGGAUAAAAUGAAGUUUGUUAAAGUAUGUAUACUUUAUUAUUAAUAUAAGAAUGCCAUUACUCAUGUCUUAGAUGCAAUGAGAUUGAUACAAAAUGUGAAUUAUGCUCGUUUGAAUCAAAUAGAGUUUACAAUGAUCAACUAUUUUCUUGCGAUUGUGGUUUUGGAUAUUAUGAUACUGGAGUUGAAAUCUGUUAAAAAUGUCACUACUCUUGUUUGAGUUGUAAUUCUGGAGAUUCUAAUUCUUGUAAUUCAUGUGUUGAUUCAAUGACUUCAAAUAGAGUAUUUUAUAAUAAUAGUUGUAAAUGUCUGUUUGGAUAUUUUGAUGAUGGUUAAUCAAUAAAAUGUUAAAAAUGCGAUAUUUAAUGUUUAAGUUGUAUUAACCAAUCUUACGAAUGUUAAUCGUGUCCAUAAACAAGAAAAAUAGAAAGUAAUUGCAAAUGCCAACAGGGAUAUUAUGAUGUAGGUUUAUAACUUUGUUUAAAAUGUAAUUCAAAUUGCUUUACAUGUUAAUCCAUAUCAAAUAAUUGUACAUCUUGUGAUUCUGAUUAAUUUAGAGAACUUAAUUCAAUAACUUAAACUUGUGAUUGUUAAAUUGGUUAUCUUGAAAUUAAUGGAAUCUGUGAGUAAUGUCGUUCAAGUUGUAAAACAUGUUCGUAAUCGUUAAAUUUAUGUACUUCUUGUGUUUAAUUUCGAUAUUUAAAGAAUAACGAAUGCUUUUGUAAUGAUGGAAUGUAUGAAUCGAUUGUAGAUAAAUAAUGUAAAUUAUGUAAUAAGAGUUGUUUAACUUGUGCUUAUUCAGAUAUCUAUUGUUUAACAUGUUCAAUUGAUAAUUUUAGAAUAUUUAAAUCUGGAAAUAAAUGCGAAUGUAAAUAAGGAUAUUACGAAAAUCCAAUUACAUAAUAAUGUGAAGAAUGUGCAAAAUCUUGUUUAACUUGUUCAAUUACAUAAGAUAACUGUUUAUCAUGUGAUACAAGUCUGAAUUUGUCUAUGAUUAAUAAUAAAUGCUAAUGUUCAUAAUCUUAUUAUUUUGAUUCUUUGACUAAAUCAUGUUAAUGUAAUAUGUUAUAUUAUAUAAUUAUUUAGAAUGUCAUAUUACUUGUUUAGAGUGUUAAAAUAAUAGUGAAUGCACAUCAUGUAGAUAAACAACUAGACAUUUAGAUGAAGAUUAAAAGAAAUGUUUAUGUAAUGAUGGAUAUUAUGAGACCAAUUAAUCAAAUUGUUAAUGUAUUUAAUUAUUAUAAAUUAUUAGAAUGUCAUUUAUCAUGUGAAACUUGUGUAACUAUCAAUACUAAUUGUUUAAGUUGUAUGAGUAUAUACUAAAGAACAUUAAAAAAUAAUAAAUGUCUAUGUAUUGAUGGAUAUUAUGAUGCAGGAAUAGAAUUAUGUUAAAAAUGUAAUAAUACUUGUAAGACAUGUCAAAAUUCUGCUUCAACCUGCCUAUCUUGUUAUGAAAUAGAAUAAAAUAGAUAUUAAUUAGGCGACAAAUGUUUAUGUAAAUCUGGAUAUUUUGAAUUAAACACAAAUAUAUGUUCAAGUAAUCUAUGUUUAUUUAUAUUAUAGAAUGUUCAAAUGAAUGUUUAACAUGUUAAGGCUAAGCUGAUUAUUGUACAAGUUGUGAUAUCAAUUCUAAAAGAGUUGAUUAAUCAAUUAUCCAUAAAUGUCCAUGUAUAAUUGGAUUUUAUCAAGAUCAAAAUUAGAUAUGUUAAAGUAAGUAUCUAUAACUAUAUUUUUAGAAUGUCAUAACAAAUGUUAAACUUGUAUAAAUUAGAGUGAUUAAUGUUUAAGUUGUAAGUUUGAAUUAAAUUCAAAUAGAAAUUCUUUAUCUGAUUAAUGUAAUUGUAAAGAAGGCUAUUUUGAUGAUGGAAUCUAAUUAUAAUGUUAAAAAUGCAAUCUUAAAUGUAAAACUUGUUUAAAUGAUUCAAUUAAUUGUGUAAUUUGUUCAAAUUCAAUACGAAUAAAUCCACCUACCUGUAAUUGCAUGGAUGGAUAUUAUGAAGAUGAAUAAUUCACAUGUUAAAGUACUUUUUAUUUUUAAUUAAGUUUGUGCUUAUUAAUGCAGUACUUGUGCAAUAUCACCUUAAAAUUGUUUAACUUGUAAACCAGAAAGAAUCGGGAAUGAUUGUAAAUGUACUGAUGNUGAUGGAAUGUAUGAAUCGAUUGUAGAUAAAUAAUGUAAAUUAUGUAAUAAGAGUUGUUUAACUUGUGCUUAUUCAGAUAUCUAUUGUUUAACAUGUUCAAUUGAUAAUUUUAGAAUAUUUAAAUCUGGAAAUAAAUGCGAAUGUAAAUAAGGAUAUUACGAAAAUCCAAUUACAUAAUAAUGUGAAGAAUGUGCAAAAUCUUGUUUAACUUGUUCAAUUACAUACGAUAACUGUUUAUCAUGUGAUACAAGUCUGAAUUAGUCUAUGAUUAACAACAAAUGCUUAUGUUCAUAAUCUUAUUAUUUUGAUUCUUUGACUAAAUCAUGUUAAUGUAAUAUGUUAUAUUAUAUAAUUAUUUAGAAUGUCACAUUACUUGUUUAGAGUGUUAAAAUAAUAGUGAAUGCACAUCAUGUAGAUAAACAACUAGACAUUUAGAUGAAGAUUAAAAGAAAUGUUUAUGUAAUGAUGGAUAUUAUGAGACCAAUUAAUCAAAUUGUUAAUGUAUUUAAUUAUUAUAAAUUAUUAGAAUGUCAUUUAUCAUGUGAAACUUGUGUAACUAUCAAUACUAAUUGUUUAAGUUGUAUGAGUAUAUACUAAAGAACAUUAAAAAAUAAUAAAUGUCUAUGUAUUGAUGGAUAUUAUGAUGCAGGAAUAGAAUUAUGUUAAAAAUGUAAUAAUACUUGUAAGACAUGUCAAAAUUCUGCUUCAACUUGCCUAUCUUGUUAUGAAAUAGAAUAAAAUAGAUAUUAAUUAGGUGACAAAUGUUUAUGUAAAUCUGGAUAUUUUGAGUUAAACACAAAUAUAUGUUCAAGUAAUCUAUGUUUAUUUAUAUUUUAGAAUGUUCAAAUGAAUGUUUAACAUGUUAAGGCUAAGCUGAUUAUUGUACAAGUUGUGAUAUCAAUUCUAAAAGAGUUGAUUAAUCAAUUAUCCAUAAAUGUCCAUGUAUAAUUGGAUUUUAUCAAGAUCAAAAUUAGAUAUGUUAAAGUAAGUAUCUAUAACUAUAUUUUUAGAAUGUCAUAACAAAUGUUAAACUUGUAUAAAUUAGAGUGAUUAAUGUUUAAGUUGUAAGUUUGAAUUAAAUUCAAAUAGAAAUUCUUUAUCUGAUUAAUGUAAUUGUAAAGAAGGCUAUUUUGAUGAUGGAAUCUAAUUAUAAUGUUAAAAAUGCAAUCUUAAAUGUAAAACUUGUUUAAAUGAUUCAAUUAAUUGUGUAAUUUGUUCAAAUUCAAUACGAAUAAAUCCACCUACCUGUAAUUGCAUGGAUGGAUAUUAUGAAGAUGAAUAAUUCACAUGUUAAAGUACUUUUUAUUUUUAAUUAAGUUUGUGCUUAUUAAUGCAGUACUUGUGCAAUAUCACCUUAAAAUUGUUUAACUUGUAAACCAGAAAGAAUCGGGAAUGAUUGUAAAUGUACUGAUGGAUACUUUGAAUUCGGAUCUACAUUUUGUGAAUGUAUUUANAUAGAAAGUAAUUGCAAAUGCCAACAGGGAUAUUAUGAUGUAGGUUUAUAACUUUGUUUAAAAUGUAAUUCAAAUUGCUUUACAUGUUAAUCCAUAUCAAAUAAUUGUACAUCUUGUGAUUCUGAUUAAUUUAGAGAACUUAAUUCAAUAACUUAAACUUGUGAUUGUUAAAUUGGUUAUCUUGAAAUUAAUGGAAUCUGUGAGUAAUGUCGUUCAAGUUGUAAAACAUGUUCGUAAUCGUUAAAUUUAUGUACUUCUUGUGUUUAAUUUCGAUAUUUAAAGAAUAACGAAUGCUUUUGUAAUGAUGGAAUGUAUGAAUCGAUUGUAGAUAAAUAAUGUAAAUUAUGUAAUAAGAGUUGUUUAACUUGUGCUUAUUCAGAUAUCUAUUGUUUAACAUGUUCAAUUGAUAAUUUUAGAAUAUUUAAAUCUGGAAAUAAAUGCGAAUGUAAAUAAGGAUAUUACGAAAAUCCAAUUACAUAAUAAUGUGAAGAAUGUGCAAAAUCUUGUUUAACUUGUUCAAUUACAUACGAUAACUGUUUAUCAUGUGAUACAAGUCUGAAUUAGUCUAUGAUUAACAACAAAUGCUUAUGUUCAUAAUCUUAUUAUUUUGAUUCUUUGACUAAAUCAUGUUAAUGUAAUAUGUUAUAUUAUAUAAUUAUUUAGAAUGUCACAUUACUUGUUUAGAGUGUUAAAAUAAUAGUGAAUGCACAUCAUGUAGAUAAACAACUAGACAUUUAGAUGAAGAUUAAAAGAAAUGUUUAUGUAAUGAUGGAUAUUAUGAGACCAAUUAAUCAAAUUGUUAAUGUAUUUAAUUAUUAUAAAUUAUUAGAAUGUCAUUUAUCAUGUGAAACUUGUGUAACUAUCAAUACUAAUUGUUUAAGUUGUAUGAGUAUAUACUAAAGAACAUUAAAAAAUAAUAAAUGUCUAUGUAUUGAUGGAUAUUAUGAUGCAGGAAUAGAAUUAUGUUAAAAAUGUAAUAAUACUUGUAAGACAUGUCAAAAUUCUGCUUCAACUUGCCUAUCUUGUUAUGAAAUAGAAUAAAAUAGAUAUUAAUUAGGUGACAAAUGUUUAUGUAAAUCUGGAUAUUUUGAGUUAAACACAAAUAUAUGUUCAAGUAAUCUAUGUUUAUUUAUAUUUUAGAAUGUUCAAAUGAAUGUUUAACAUGUUAAGGCUAAGCUGAUUAUUGUACAAGUUGUGAUAUCAAUUCUAAAAGAGUUGAUUAAUCAAUUAUCCAUAAAUGUCCAUGUAUAAUUGGAUUUUAUCAAGAUCAAAAUUAGAUAUGUUAAAGUAAGUAUCUAUAACUAUAUUUUUAGAAUGUCAUAACAAAUGUUAAACUUGUAUAAAUUAGAGUGAUUAAUGUUUAAGUUGUAAGUUUGAAUUAAAUUCAAAUAGAAAUUCUUUAUCUGAUUAAUGUAAUUGUAAAGAAGGCUAUUUUGAUGAUGGAAUCUAAUUAUAAUGUUAAAAAUGCAAUCUUAAAUGUAAAACUUGUUUAAAUGAUUCAAUUAAUUGUGUAAUUUGUUCAAAUUCAAUACGAAUAAAUCCACCUACCUGUAAUUGCAUGGAUGGAUAUUAUGAAGAUGAAUAAUUCACAUGUUAAAGUACUUUUUAUUUUUAAUUAAGUUUGUGCUUAUUAAUGCAGUACUUGUGCAAUAUCACCUUAAAAUUGUUUAACUUGUAAACCAGAAAGAAUCGGGAAUGAUUGUAAAUGUACUGAUGGAUACUUUGAAUUCGGAUCUACAUUUUGUGAAUGUAUUAAGUUCCUUUAAUUUAAAUAGAAUGUGCAUUUUAAUGUGCUACUUGUAGUUUAAAAUCUUUGAAUUGCGAUUCUUGUAAAGGUAAUAGAAUAUAAGAACCAUAAUGUAUUUGUCAACCAGGCUAUUUUGAUGAUCAAAUUAAUGAAGAUUGCUAAUUAUGUGAUAGUGCCUGUUUAGAAUGUAAUAUAAAAGGAUGUUUAUCUUGUAAUGCUAAUAGAAUAUUAAAUGAAGAAAUGGAUUGCGUUCCUCCGCCAAAUUCGAUUCGGUAUAAUGAUACCCCUUGGUGUUCAAGUAAAUUAAUCCUAAUAUUUCUUAUAGCAUGUGAAGUCGCUGUUGUUAAAGCAUAUUUAUCAGAUGAUAUUAGUAAGAUUAUUAUUCAUUUUGAUUUUCCAUUAAAUUCAAAAGGAUUUAAUUAAUAAUUCGAACUAAAUAAAUGUUUGUAAUUAUUUGAGUUGAAAUCUUUAUAAAAUUUUGGUUAAAAUUCUUAAUGUUUCAUUAAUCCAGACAAUAAUCAUGAAUUGCUAAUAUCUUUAGGAGAAAACUCAAAAAUAAAUGUUGGAGAUGAAAUACUAUUUAUAAGUAAUUCUUUAUCUCAUAUUAAUUGUGAAACUACUUUAAACAAGUUUAUCUUUACGACAUUAUAAAUGCCAAUAAAACCAUUUGCUCCUUAGGUUGAAUAUCAUGUACCUGUUCAUUAACUCAAUCCUUUUGCAGAAAACUCAGUUUAUUUGAAAUCAAUAAAACACUAUGGAAAUAGAAAAUUGGAUAAUAUCAUUUGGAAUUUUUAAGUUGAAACAAAUUAAGAUACAUAACCAUUAGGUGAUUUCAUAGAUUAAAUGAAUUUUCUAUAAGAAUAUAAUUUAUUGAUACCCAAAUUUACAUUACCUAGUGAUGCCAUUCUAAAAUUUAAGAUCUAAUAUUAAAAUUUCAUCCAUAUUCAGUCAUAUUCAGAAUUUAUUAUAUAUACCCAUUCAGGAGAUCUACCAUAAAUUGAUAUUAGUGUAAAACCUUCAUAUUUUGUAUAUGAAACAAUUACUAUUGGAUUAUCAGCUGGCACUUUAUUUAGACAGUAUUAAGUAGACAAUUCUAAAUAUAUGGUCUAACUUAGUGAAAUUAAUAGACAUCCUAAAAAGUCGUCUCCUUCAAGAUUAAAUACAUCAUUAGAAACUAAUCCAUUUGAAAAAAUACAAGCAAAUAUUACAAAAUAUACAUUAAGUCCUAAUUCAACUUAUACUUUCUAAGUCAUAGCAACUAAUUUAAAUACUAAUAAAGUACAAUAUUAAAAUUUGAGUAUUGAUAUUCCAUUUGCUGGAUUGAUAUGUUAAUUUAAUAACAGAGGAAUUUAAAGUAUAAGAAAAGAUUUAAAUCUUUAAAUAGAAUGCAAAGAUUUAGAUACAAAAUAUGAUUGGAAUAAUGAUCCAGAUUUGUAUAUUUAUGUAACUUGUAAGGAUUUAACAUUAAAUAAUUCUUGCUUAAACUAAUAAAAAUAAAUGAUUAAUGUUAAUGUAACUGAUUCAGUUUAAUUCAUCAAGAAGAAUACAAUUUCUGUCUUUACUGUAUAGGAAUGGUCAGUAACAGUAACAAAAUUCAAAUAAACUUAAAAAUUUAAUUAAAUUAUUGUAUAUCUUGAAGAUGAUUUCCCUGUUUUAGAUUUAGAAUUCAAUUAGGGUUAUUUAAUGAGAAAAGUAAAUAAUUAUGAAUAACUUAAUUUUACAUUCCUAAUCCCAUUUAAUUAAAAACUUUUUUUAUUAGAUUUAUCAAUAGCAAUCAUCUAUAACUAUGAAAUAAUAGAAAUACUUUAACCAAAAUACAUUUCUCAUUAAUUUAAAUUAUUUAAUAGUAUUAAAGAGUUAAACUUUGGUGAUAGCAUCAGUCUUAAACUUACAGCAUAAUAUACAAACAAUAUAAUGCCUAGUCUAAAUACCAUAAAACUUAAUAUAAAUUAACCUCCUUUCUGUUCUAAAUUAAUUAUUACGCGUUUAAAUGAUUUAGCACUUACAAAUAUGAUGGUUGCCACUAGUUGUGAAUAAUCAAAUGAUUCUCCAUAUAAAUAUUAGCUUAGAGUAUUUUUGAGAGAAUCAGAUUUAACAGAUUUUUUGAAGGGAUCAUCAGAUAAUUCCUUAAUUCUUUAUUCAUUUCAGUAUUAAACUCAAUUUUAAAUUUAAAUUCCUACUUCUGUCGAUUCUUCAAAAAUUGGACUUUUGUUAUAAGUGCUUGACAGUGGAGGAUCAAUAACUAAUAUUUAUGAAAUGAUAACUUCAAAACCUGCUAUCUUAAAUUGCUCUUAAAUAUAAUUUUAAAAUUUGAAUGUAUAAAACAAGAUAUCAUUGUUAUUUGAAGCUAUGAAUUAAAAAUGUAAUGAUUUACAUUACUAAAUUUAUCUUGAUUUGCUUUAUUAAUAAAUUCUGCCAAAUUAAAAUGAUAAUACGCUUAAAUUUUAGGCUAUAAAAUUAUAUAAGUAAUUUUUACUUUAGUAUGGAUAAAGCAAACCUUAAAAUAGAUUAUUAAUUGAAUCCAAUCAAACAAAAUGUUAUGAUUUAAAUUCUAGUCAUUUAUUUAUUACAUAAAAUUCUAGUGAGAGUGAUGUUAAUUUAUCAAAAAAGAUAGAAGACUUAAAAGAAAAUAUAAAGAAAUUAGAUUUAUCUUUCAAUUAUCUUCGCACAAUUAAACAGCAAAGUGAAAAGGAGCUUCUUGAAAAUAAUUAUAUCUGGAAUUAAGAAGUUUUUCAAUAACUCUAAAACUCUUAAGAAGGGUUAAUAAAUCUAUUAUAUUAUAUUGAUGAAAUAUAUACCAACUUUAUAUCAGUAAAUACAAAAAAUGCUACAAUUUACAUGAGUAUUAGCGAAUUGUUAAAUUAUAUAAAAUUUAUUGCAGAAGAAAUAUAAAAUACAAUUAUGAUUAACGAAAAACCCUUAAUUGUUUAAGGCCAAGAGAUUAUUUGGUAAAUAAAAAGAAGAACAAAAUAAGUAUUUAAUUAGCAAUUUAAUAUUGAAGCUGCUUAAGAAGAUUAUCUGAUAGAUUUUAUCCAAUAUGAAUAAACAUCUCUUUAAACUAAUCCUUUAAAAUUAACUACAGAUUUAGAUAAUAUUAUCUAAUCAUAAUUUAAUGACAAAACUUUAAAAAUUUUUUCAGAUAAUUACUACUUAAUUAAUUUAAAAAAUAUUUAUAAAAGCAGAUAUAUAUCGUAUGGAAAUAUUUCAUCCUCUUAUAGAACAAAAUUUGGAACUUAUGAGAUCUGCUCAAAUAAAUCAUAAAAAAUUGAAGAAUAUGAAAUAUAGUGUAUGUCUAGAACAGUCUCCGGAAUAUUCCAUUAAUGUUAUUUAAAUACAGCCUAAAAUGAAAAAACUAUAGAAUUAACUUGUGAAUGCAAUAGUUUUGGGGAAAUUUUUUUAAUUUCUUCUACAAAUUUUAGUUUAGAAGAUUUAAAAAAUGAUACUUCAUAAUAACAUGAUCUUUAUAUCAUUUCAGCCUAAGUUAAUUUAUUGCCUUUAAUCAUAUUUACCAGUUCUUUGUCGAUAUUAUUUUUAGGAACAUAUUCUUUUUAAUUAUUUAGAGAUUUAAGAGAAAAAUCAGAAAUUUAUGAAUAAGAUUAAACCAUUUUAAGUAUUAAAAAUUAGAAUUAUAAAAAUUAAAUGAUUUACAAAGGAAAUUAAAGAAUCUUCAAAGAAAAAUUAAAGGUAUUUUUUUAUUUUUAAAUUAGUUUAUACAUCAAACCAUAUCAAUAUUUUAUUAUAAAGAUGAAAAUAUUCAAUUCAGUUAUAGAAUUUUAGAGGUCUGUUCUUAAUUUAAUUUGUUGUUAGCAUUAAAUAUUUUAGAGUUUUUUUAUUCUAACAGCAAAAUAUCCCUGAUAUGCGCUUUUAUGAUCGUUAACCCUUUCAUUGUGUUUAUUUUGAGAAUUAUUUAUAAAAUUAUUGAAUCAAUAUAUAGAUUCAGAAGAAUUAAUGCAAUUAUUAGUUAAUUGUUAUUAAUAAUGAUAUUGAUAUUACCUAAUCUUAUCAUUAUUACUUUUAACUACCUGAGGUAUUAUUAAUUAUAAUUUAGAUUGUAAAUUCAAUAAGAAAAUUAUUUAAUGGCCAUAAGCUAUUUAGUCAAUAUUUUGAUUUCAUAAAUCAUUAUUGAACCAAUAUCUAUAUUUGGAAGAAUUGCAAUUUAUCGAUUGAUAGCAUCAAGCCUAAAAGAAAUGGAACUUAAUCCAUUAUUUCAUUUGAUGCAUUUUUUUGUAAUGCAUAGUUGUCUUGAAGAAAUAUUUGAUGAGUUUUUAAAAAUUUGA
This is a messenger RNA of Paramecium primaurelia, 13103 nucleotides long. Lineage: Eukaryota; Ciliophora; Oligohymenophorea; Peniculida; Parameciidae. The record is from the annotation of a GenBank genome assembly.